Molecule: messenger RNA, 1185 nt
Organism: Parnassius mnemosyne (clouded apollo)
Lineage: Eukaryota; Metazoa; Arthropoda; Insecta; Lepidoptera; Papilionidae
Source: the annotation of a GenBank genome assembly
AUGGACUUUAACUUCGACAAAAUGUUCAAAAUAAUGAUAUUUUCCUUUCGAAUUAAUAGAUCGCAUCCAGAUAUUCCAAGAGAUAAGAAAUGGGCGAUGCAAUUUUUGGCUAUGCAUGGCGCAUUUUCUCUAAUGUGUAUUCUUUUAAUUUACAAUAUUGUGUAUCACGAUCUCAAAAAUAAUGACUUCACCCAAGCUUGCUCUAACGGUAUUUUGUGCCUUAUAUACGGCGUGGUUACAUUUAAGUAUUGUAUAAUGUUAUCUUUUCAAAGUUUAUUGAGGGAUAUGUUCGAAAAAAUUAAAAAUGAUUUCCGUUUGGCCACUGAAAUACCCGCACAUGAACAGAAUAUAUUACAAAAAUAUGCUCAAAAGGGAAAAGUUGUUACUAAGCUUUGGUUUUGGCUAUUUUUUGGCACAGCCGUUGUAUUCCCAAUAAAAACUAUAGUGGCUAUGUCGUAUUACGCAAUUUCAGGUGCAUUUAAGUACGUUCAUAUUUAUGACUUAACAUACCCAUCGCAAAUAGAAGAAGUAAAAAAUGAGCUUGAACCGUAUAUAGUCCUUAAUAUAUUUUUUUUAUUCUACGCUAUGUACGCUAUGUUUAUGUAUAUAGGAUUUGCGCCUAUGGGGCCUAUUUUUAUACUUCAUGCUUGUGGUCAGUUGGAAGUCGUAAAAAACCGAGUAUUAGGAGUUUUUUCAGGCCUACAAUUUAAUUCAGGAAAGUCCAUGAGUAAACUAAAAGAUGUUGUGGUACAAUUACAGAAAAUAUACAGUUUUGUGGAUGACAUUGAAAAAGUCUUUGGUAUUGUAUAUGAACUAACUUUAAAAGCAGGGGCAGUUAUUAUUCCUAUUACCGCGCACCAAGUUAUACAGAGUUUUCAUAAUGGCCAAAUAAGUAUAGAGUUUAUAACAAUUGUUUUUGCAGCAAUAGCACUUUGCAGUAUACCUUGCUAUUUUAGUGAUUUACUAGUGGAAAUGGGAGAGAACGUGAGAUUGGCGAUAUACUCAUGCGGAUGGGAAAAGAACUGGGACAAGGGUACGCGCUCAGUAUUGAUGAUUCUUCUGGUGCGUGCGGCCCGGCCGUUUGCAAUACGAACUAUGUUCCGCAGAGUUUGUCUCGAUGCACUGACUGAUCUUUUUCAUCAAUCAUAUGCAAUAUUUAACCUAUUAAAUGCUACACGUAAUUGA